AUGCUUCUCUCCAAUCUUGAUUUUUACCCAACCUUGAAUUUUCUGGUUCUGACAGUAGUUACUUCUAUUGCCUAUCGUAUAAUUUAUAAUUUAUACUUUCAUCCUCUAGCAAAGUUUCGUGGGCCGUGGUACACAGCUUGCUUCUCUCUUCCUCUAGCAAUUAUUUCGUUGAAAAGAUGGGAGCAUCAAUGGGUAUUUGAUCUGGUCAAGAAGUAUGGAAGGGAUGCACCAAUUCGUGUUGCCCCUGAGAUUCUCCUUUUCCCAAGACCAUCCGCAUUGAAAGAGAUAUAUUGGGAUCGAAGUCUUAACGAAAAGUCUACUUUCUAUGGUACUGGUCUUUUUGGUCCACCAAAUUUAUUCACUUCCCUUUCAUCCGUAGACCAUACACCUUUAAGAAAAGCAUUAGGGGCCGGACCGGCAAAUGCAGGUGAAACAGUUGAUCUUUGUGACAAAGUAGCACAAUUCUCAGCCGAGAUAAUGACCGUCUUCUCGUUUAAUCAACCAUGGGGCUUCGUGAAAGAUAGUCGAGAUGAACGAGGGCUACUUCAUAGCUGGAGAGAAGGCCUUGAUUUCAUUGGUUUCUCGGCCAGAUUCACCUUUUUUCGAAAACACAUUCUCAACCUUCCGGGAGUUGCUUCAUGGGCAUUACCCAAGCCCAGUGUUCAACGUGGUAUGGGACAUUUAAUUCACGAAGCCGACCACGCCAUCACACAGCGCGAAUAUGAAAUAUCUCAAGGCAUAUAUCCAGAGAAACCGGACUUUUUACAACAUUGUCUUGACGCAAGAAUCAACGACGAACCACUUACUCCCCUACAAAAACGGUCUCACGUGACCCUUCUCAUCCAAGCCGGCGCUGACACAACCGGUACUGCCCUCGGCGCCAUAAUCCGGUUCUUAGCUACAACACCUGGUUGCUAUUCUAAAGCAUUAGCCCAAAUACGUGAGGCCGAAGCGAAGAAUUUACUUUCAACGCCGAUCCAGGAUGAAGAAGUACGAGCUCAUCUUCCAUACCUAAUUUGUGCUGUCAAAGAAGGCAUGCGCUUAAAUCCCAGCGUAUCUAACUGGCUUCCGAGAGUUGUUCCGCCAGAGGGGAAGGUUAUCGAUGGAUUCUUUGUGCCAGGGGGGACGGAUAUUACGUGUCAGGCUAUGGUCGUACAAAGGGAUCCAAUUUUGUUCGGCCCCGACCCAGAUGCCUUUAGGCCAGAGCGCUGGAUGGAUGGUAAAGAUGUAGAAUUAGAACAUGGUAUGUUUCUCUUCGGAGUGGGGCCAAGAGGUUGCUUGGGAAAAGAGAUUGCAUUUAUGGAAACAUAUAAGUUGAUUUCCGAGAUCGUCCGACGUUUCGAUAUCGAAGUUCUCAAGGAGGGAAUAUACACUUCCGCAGGUGGAGUGUCAUACAACGAGGAUUUCAUCGUGAAAAUGCAUCCACGCACAGCGGAUUGA
This is a messenger RNA of Botrytis sinoallii, 1440 nucleotides long. RefSeq lists its product as uncharacterized. Gene Ontology annotation, molecular function: iron ion binding; heme binding; monooxygenase activity. The coding region runs from base 1 to 1440 and encodes 479 amino acids. The record is from RefSeq and is a predicted model, not a curated record. NCBI's taxonomy places the organism in Eukaryota, Fungi, Ascomycota, Leotiomycetes, Helotiales, Sclerotiniaceae. The transcript is spliced from 7 exons.